This is a messenger RNA of Carya illinoinensis, 708 nucleotides long. RefSeq lists its product as uncharacterized. NCBI's taxonomy places the organism in Eukaryota, Viridiplantae, Streptophyta, Magnoliopsida, Fagales, Juglandaceae. The record is from RefSeq and is a predicted model, not a curated record. The coding region runs from base 1 to 708 and encodes 235 amino acids. The transcript has a single exon.
AUGGCUAGAUCAGCUAAAGGCAUCUCUUUGUGCCAACGCAAGUAUGCUUUAGACAUCUUGCAAGACAGUGGAUUUUUAGGAUGCAAACCUAUAGCCUUUCCUAUGGAAUCUACCCUAAAAUUGAGUGUCAAUAAUUCAUCUCCUCCUUUGCCAGACCCUGCAUUAUAUAGAAGACUUGUUGGCCGUCUACUAUACCUCACUAUAACCAGACUUGACCUAUCUUACUCAGUACAAGCAUUAAGCCAGUUCAUGGCUAAACCUAGUACCAAGCACUUUCAAGAUGCUGAAAGGGUUCUCAGAUACAUUAAAGCAACAACAGGCCAAGACAUUUUCUUAUCUGCAGAUUCUCCUCUCCAUUUAAAAGCUUAUUCAGACAGUGACUGGGGUGGAUGUAUUGAUACUAGAAGAAGUGUCACUGGUUUUACAAUGUUUAUUGGAGAUUCUCUCAUCUCAUGGAAGUUAAAGAAACAACCAACUAUUAGUCGAUCCUCAACUGAGUCUGAAUACAGAGCUCUAGCCUCUACUACAUGUGAAAUUCAAUGGUUAAUGUAUCUACUAGCUAACUUACAUAUUCCCCAUCCACAAGCUAUUUUGCUUUACACUGACAGCAAACCAGCUUCUGAAAUUGCAUCAAAUCCUGUUCAACAUGAAAGGACAAAACACAUCCAGCUAGAUUGCCAUCUGGUUCGAGAAAAAUUACAAGAAUGA